Molecule: messenger RNA, 1782 nt
Organism: Psilocybe cubensis
Lineage: Eukaryota; Fungi; Basidiomycota; Agaricomycetes; Agaricales; Agrocybaceae
Exons: 10
Coding region: 1-1782 (593 amino acids)
Biological process (GO): poly(A)+ mRNA export from nucleus
Cellular component (GO): nucleus
Molecular function (GO): protein binding; RNA binding
Source: RefSeq, a predicted model, not a curated record
AUGUCUGUAUCCGCCCCGCCAGCCGGCAGCAAGUCGAUUGCAAGCAGUGCUCUUCGUAGCGCGGGACUCAUUGACCGAGAUGCGACCAUGAGGGAUGCCGACAACCCUGGGGGAAGAAAGGGCAAACUGCGCUCUGGGAGGACGAUGAGGAUGGAUAUUACGAAGGACAGGCCUUCGAGCACUCGCAUGCACCCUGUACGGCUCUCCGCAAGUGCCGGGCCUUCAGAUCCACUCACUAUCCGCGGCGCCUCUCGGCCUUCAGUGUCAAGCCGGAUGCGAAGAAACGCAAUUUCUGGGGCAUCCUCAUCUUCAAUAUCGCAGAUACCCCUCCGAAUGAAAACCAAGGUCGUAGACGCAUGGAGAGAGUUUGUCCAGAAGCGUUGGAAUCCAGAGAUGAAAUACCUAAAUUUGGAUUCAAUGAAUGAAGACGAGGUAGUUAAGAAGUACAACCUCACCCCACCAGGAUCAGGAGGAAGUUCCCGCGACGCCGCUGUUAUCUUCAAACUGGCCAGCCAGCUUAAACCCGAGGUCGAAACAUUGUCUCUUGCGAAUAAUAACUUGACCGGGACUCUUCUCAUGCAACUGAGCAGGUAUCUCCCGAAAUUGGUCAACCUGUCGCUGCAGAACAACAAGAUCCGCGACAAGAAAGAACUCACGAUGAUUGUGUCAAGGAAGGAGAAGAUGCUUCAGAUGCGAGAGCUGGUCUUAACUGGGAAUCCUUUAAGAGAGCUGGCAUACAAAGCUGGUCAAGGGGCGGCCUAUCGAAGUGACAUUGCUCGUCGAUUCACGGCAUUGGCGGUUCUGGAUCAAGAACCGAUCGCGCAAAUAUCUUUCGACGGGCCUCAACCGUCAACGUCGGCAAUGCCUGUCGAAAAACCAAACGCCACCACAUUCCCAUUCGAUAUGAGCCCUUCAUUCGUUACUGGUGUCGAUGGAGCUCUCGUUAGCAAAUUUCUUGUCAACUUCUUCAAUGCAUUCGAUAGUCAACGCGAAUCAUUAAUCAAUGCGUAUGACCCUGCAGCAACCUUUUCAUUCUCGGCGAACACCUCUAUUCCGGCGAGGGCUCGACUAGUGGGAUUCCACUCGUCUAAGGACAUGCCUAAUCAGCGCAAGCUGGAGUGGAAGACGUGGCUCGAUAGUGGUUCUCGAAAUUUGAAUCGCAUAGGCAGUGAUCCUCAGAAGACGCUGCAGAAUCUGCACGUCGGUGCAGACCAAAUCGUGCAAGCGAUGAGGAACAUGCCCCCGACCGCGCACGAUAUCCUGGGCCCAUCAGAAAAGUUCUGCAUCGAUGCAUUCCCUGUAAUGCACGGGCAGAGUAUGGGCCUAUUGUUGACUGUUCAUGGACAGUUUACGGAACCCGGACCUGGGGGUGUACGGUCAUUUGAUAGGACUUUUAUGCUGGUUCCAGCUGCAGAUGGUUCACGUGCCAAACUCAACGGCUGGGAUAUUGUCAUCUUGUCUGAUCAAUGGAUUAUCCGUAGCUACUCCAGUCAUGAAGCAUGGAAAGCUGGUCCAUUGCUGGUCCAGGCCGUUGUGACCAAGUCGCAAACUGGCGCUUCAGCUUCCGGAUUCUCGUUGAUGUCGUUCCCUCCAGACCAGCAAGCAGUUCUUGCCCAACUCCCUGAGGCACAGCGGAAUUUAGUUGUGGAGAUCUCUUCGCAGACCAGGCUGAAUGCCAAGUUCGCCAUCGACUGUCUGCAAUUGAAUGGGUGGGAUCUUGCGAAAGCAGUAGCCAACUUUAACCAAGUAAAGGCCUCGCUCGCAGCGGAUGCAUUCCUCUAG